Messenger RNA from Monomorium pharaonis (pharaoh ant), 980 nucleotides. It is a transcript of the gene lin-52, whose product is annotated as protein lin-52 homolog. NCBI's taxonomy places the organism in Eukaryota, Metazoa, Arthropoda, Insecta, Hymenoptera, Formicidae. The coding region runs from base 110 to 460 and encodes 116 amino acids. The record is from RefSeq and is a predicted model, not a curated record. The transcript is spliced from 4 exons. Gene Ontology annotation, cellular component: DRM complex. Gene Ontology annotation, biological process: regulation of DNA-templated transcription.
ACGAAGUAUCCCGCUCGGUUUUUUACUCCAUUUUGUACGCGCGUCGAGUAUUCGUUAAAGCGUCCUCCUGGAACACUUGAGUAGAUUUUAUAGCUUUCACGCGAUCGUUAUGGCCACCGACGAAGCAGUGGAUCAACCAGAUUUGUCUUGCAUAGAGGAGAGUCUUAUGAGUUUUGAGAAAUUGGAUAGAGCAUCUCCUGAUCUAUGGCCUGAACAGACGAGCAAUGAAGUUCCAGGUGUACAUGAGUUUGUUGCUCAAAAUUCACCGCAGACAGAACCAUGUUUUUGGGCUGCGAUGUCGCAGGAUGACAUAAGCCAUGUGCAUCAGCUGGGUAAUUUAUCAAUGACCGGGCUUAUCUCGGAAGUGAAAAGACUGCACGAUUUAGCUUAUCAGCUGGGUCUAGAAGAGGCUAAGGAAAUGACACGCGGCAAAUAUUUGAAUAUAUUUAAACAUAAAUAACUUAUUUUAGAUUUGCAAAAAAAUAAAACUCGUGAAAAUCCAAUAUUAUAAUCGGUAUUUAAAAAAACGUUUUGAGACGUUUUUAUAUUUUUGCAACCUUAUGAAUUUUCUAAGAUCCACCUUGUGUAUCUCUGAACAUUUACAAAUGCAGAUGGAAAAAUGGUGCUUGAGUCGCAACUAGACCCAUAUGAUAGGAUUCCAACCUGAUUAAAAAAAAAAGUGUAAAACAUAAAUAUGUGAACUACAUCUGUAGUAUAUAUGUAAAUAUUUAUGUUGAUAACAUACCAAGAAAUAAGUGUCCGCAUAUUUGUAUAACAGAGGACUACCACUGUAACCUGAGCAAGGUUCACAGUUUCCUUUGGCGCAUAAUUCGACAGAUAGAGCUUGGCUUAAAUAGUCCGAGCACUGCUGCUUAGGUACGAGUUCUAGUUGUAAUGACUGUUGCGUCAGUGGUUGCGCUGGAUUACAGGGUUACAGCACUUGAACGUUACAUAAACACAGCUUACAGUUUUAUGCUUUA